GAGCCCUUGCGAGUCUCCGGUUAAGAGUUGAUACAGCUGCUGAAGAGUGACUCCGGUAGUAGGGUCCAAGCGGAGCACCUGGGACUGGAGACCCAGGAAGUGGGCGGCGGCGGCGGAGACGACUGGCAGCCCUCGUUGGGCGUUAGCUUACAAAAAAAGAAAUCUUAUCUGAUUUAUAAACGUGGCCAAAAUUGAGUGGCAUUCUACUCCAUAAAUCAUGGCACUCCCCUUCCGAAAGGACUUGGAGAAGUACAAGGAUCUUGAUGAAGAUGAACUCCUUGGUAAACUUUCAGAAACUGAACUAAAACAGCUGGAAACUGUUCUUGAUGACCUUGACCCUGAGAAUGCACUUCUCCCUGCAGGCUACCGGCAAAAAAAUCAGACUACUAAGAAUGCUACAGGACCUUUUGACAGAGAACAUCUGCUUUCAUACUUAGAGAAGGAAGCUUUGGAACAUAAGGACAGGGAAGACUUUGUACCCUUCACUGGAGAAAAAAAAGGGAAAAUAUUUAUCCCUAAACAGAAGCCCAUACAGUCUUAUACAGAAGAAAAAGUAUCCCUUGAUCCAGAAUUAGAAGAAGCUUUGACAAGUGCUUCUGACACAGAAUUGUGUGAUCUUGCAGCUAUCCUUGGAAUGCAUAACUUGAUAACCAACACUCAAUUCUGUGAUAUAGUAGGAAGUAAUAAUGGUGUCAACAAGGAUGAUUUUUCAAAUGUGGUAAAGGGUGAAAAAAUCCUACCAGUAUUUGAUGAACCACCAAAUCCCACAAAUGUUGAGGAGAGCUUAAAGAGAAUUAAAGAAAAUGAUUCUCGUCUUAUUGAAGUAAACUUGAAUAAUAUAAAGAAUAUUCCAAUCCCAACCCUCAAGGAAUUUGCAAAGGCUCUGGAGGACAAUACACAUGUGACAAGCUUUAGUCUCGCAGCCACCCGGAGCAAUGACCCCGUUGCUGUUGCAUUUGCAGACAUGCUGAAAAUGAAUAAAACACUAAAGAGCUUAAAUUUGGAGUCCAAUUUUAUUACAGGAGCUGGUAUUCAAGCACUGAUUAAUGCUUUAAAAGAAAAUGAAACCCUGGCUGAAAUCAAGAUUGAUAACCAGAGGCAGCAGUUGGGGACAGCUGUUGAACUGGAAAUGGCCAGGAUGCUUGAGGAAAACACAAAGAUUCUUAAAUUUGGAUAUCAGUUUACGCAACAGGGACCACGAACCAGGGCAGCCAAUGCUAUAACGAAAAACAAUGAUUUGGUUCGCAAGAGACGAGUUGAAGGAGACCACCAGUAA
Molecule: messenger RNA, 1276 nt
Organism: Gracilinanus agilis (Agile Gracile Mouse Opossum)
Lineage: Eukaryota; Metazoa; Chordata; Mammalia; Didelphimorphia; Didelphidae
Gene: TMOD3
Product: tropomodulin 3
Exons: 10
Coding region: 218-1276 (352 amino acids)
Biological process (GO): muscle contraction; myofibril assembly; pointed-end actin filament capping
Cellular component (GO): striated muscle thin filament; myofibril
Molecular function (GO): tropomyosin binding
Source: RefSeq, a predicted model, not a curated record